CCCGGUUCCGGUUCCGGUUCGGUGCCGGUGCCGGUUCGGUGCCGGCCUGGGCCCCCGCCCCAGCGGCGGUAUGGAGCCGGCCGAGGCCGAGUUCCUGGCCGAGAAGGAGCUGGUGACGAUCGUGCCCAACUUCAGCCUCGACCGGAUCCACCUCAUCGGGGGAGACCUGGGUCCUUUCAAUCCUGGCUUGCCGGUGGAAGUGCCUGUCUGGUUGGCCAUUAAUCUGAAGCAGAGGCAGAAGUGUCGGCUGAUUCCUCCGGAAUGGAUGGAUGUUGAAAAGCUGGAGGAAAUCCGGGACCGGGAACGUAAAGAGGACACCUUCACUCCGAUGCCCAGCCCCUAUUAUAUGGAACUCACAAAGCUGCUGUUAAACUAUGCCUCUGACAACAUCCCCAAAGCCGACGAGAUCCGGACGCUGGUGAAGGAUACCUGGGACACCCGGAUCGCCAAGCUGCGGCUCUCCGCGGACAGCUUCGUCAGGCAGCAGGAGGCUCACGCCAAGCUGGAUAACUUAACCCUGAUGGAGAUCAACACCACCGGGACUUUCCUUACUCAAGCCUUAGAUCACAUGUACAAGCUCCGGACAAACCUCCAGCCUGGCGAGAGUGCCCGCUCCCAGGAUUUCUGAGGAAUGAGCCAGGAGAGGGCAGUGGAAGGGAGCAGGCUCCGUUCCUCACCCCUGGACCUUCAUCUGGCCACCCUCUACAGAUCUUUCCGAAGCCACCUGAACCUCCUGUCCCCUCCUCUGCCUGCAACUCCUCCUUGGCUGCGGGCAGGCAGGCAGGGGAGAGAGCAGGCAGCCUCAUGGCUGGAUGGGAAUCACUCUGGAGCUUCCGAUGGCACAGGAGCAUCCCUGCCUGGAGCUCCUACCUGCUGCCUCUUUGCAGAGGUGGCCUCUCUCUUGGGUUCAAAGAUCUAUCUGGGUGCAGGUGGUGGCUUGCCAGCGCCUGGCUGCUGUCUAAUGAUGUCAGGCAGAUCUCUCUGCCCCGGAGAGCGUGGGUGUACUUCAUAGAGGGAACUUCUGAGGGCAGCACAGGCCACACACUGGCUUGAAAAGCAAUAAAUUUCCAGGCGGUGCUUCGCCGUGAAUUUUCUCAGAGCCUUGGAGAAAGAGGAAAAAAAAAAAAAAAAAAAAAAAAAAAAAAAAAAAAAAAAAAAAGGGGGGGAAGAUGUGCCGGCAAGGAGAGGUGUCUGCUGCUCUGCUGGGGAGGAGAUCAGCUGGGAAGCAGAUCCAUCUGCUCUUUGGAGAAGGACAAAAGAAAAUGGCUUUCUCUCUCCAGAGCCAGGCUGUCUUGUAAUAUCGUAUGUCUGACUUUUCAGAUAUUUUUUUUUAAAAAAGAAAAAAACGGUGCGUGUAAA
This is a messenger RNA of Calidris pugnax (ruff), 1359 nucleotides long. It is a transcript of the gene GINS2, whose product is annotated as GINS complex subunit 2 (Psf2 homolog). Lineage: Eukaryota; Metazoa; Chordata; Aves; Charadriiformes; Scolopacidae. The transcript is spliced from 5 exons. The record is from RefSeq and is a predicted model, not a curated record. The coding region runs from base 71 to 628 and encodes 185 amino acids. Gene Ontology annotation, biological process: double-strand break repair via break-induced replication; DNA replication. Gene Ontology annotation, cellular component: GINS complex; nucleus.